Cylicocyclus nassatus is the source of this 568-nucleotide messenger RNA. NCBI's taxonomy places the organism in Eukaryota, Metazoa, Nematoda, Chromadorea, Rhabditida, Strongylidae. The record is from the annotation of a GenBank genome assembly.
AUGGGAGCUCUUGGCCCUCCUGCCUCUCGCAAACGAAGGGGCGGAGCCCAUUAUAGAAUCAUCCCCGAGAAAGGUGCUGGGCAAUCUAAGGACCUUAGAGUUGUGGAGAAAACAUCAGGAGAUAGUGUCGAAUUGUCGUCGAGAAGGGUGCUAGGACAACCUAAUUGCCUUAAAGAUGCUGUGGAAAAAACAUCAGGAAAUAUUAGAAUAUCCGCGGAUGCAAAUUCAGUAGCUUCUACAUCGUCUCGGCUUUUGGGGCUGAAUAUCCAGUUCAGUCUGAGAAAUUGCUCCACUUGGGAAUGUAAAUGUUUCUGUUGGAGGCUGAUACAACAUGACCGUUACGACGCACAUUGCGGAGAUCCUCCGUCAAGGGAUCUGGGCUUCAUUAACAGGUGGAUGGUAUUAUGAGCCAUCGCAUUCCAUCUUCUGCAACACUGUCCAUCUUUACCUUUGGCUAGUUCUCUUGAUCGUGCCAUUGGUGGUAGGACUCGUAACAUCUGGAGCGCUUUCAUUAUCACUACUUGUUGGAUAUACUUGUUUCAUUGGCGUCCUCUUUGCGAUUCUCAAG